This is a messenger RNA of Micromonas commoda, 1227 nucleotides long. RefSeq lists its product with no specific name. Bases 190 to 1170 code for a protein of 326 amino acids. Lineage: Eukaryota; Viridiplantae; Chlorophyta; Mamiellophyceae; Mamiellales; Mamiellaceae. The transcript has a single exon. The record is from RefSeq and is a predicted model, not a curated record.
GACCGUCACACGACACGAACGCGCCCCGACCUGUCGAGACGCCAUCGGGACGUCGCGAGCGCGAGAAGUGGCGUCGAGACGCGUCGAUCGCGGUCCGGUCCGAGGGAUCAACGCGCGGGGGUUGGGUCGGGUCGCGCGCGACAAUUGCGCGGUCUGAAACGAUACCGCUGGAGGAGGAGCGUAAACUCCAUGGCGGAGACGGAGGCGUCGGUCGAGGCGCCCCCGGCCGCGGUGGAUCCGCGUCCGGAGCCCCCGCUCGGCGAUGCGUCCAUCGCGGAAGUGUCGAACGGCGCGAUGCGUGACGACUCGGCGGACGGACCGGGAACGCCCGCGCCCGCCACCCCAAAGAAGCAAACGAUCCUCGAAGCCUCCCCAGCCGCGGCCGUGGACGAGUCCGAGCGCGAGAAGGAUGAUGAAUCGCCGGGCGCGGUGGCGCUCUUCGACCUGGACCACACCAUCAUAGACACGAACAGCAGCUGGCACUGGGUGCAGCACGAGGUGAACAACGGCAAGGUGGGUUUCGGCAUGCUGAUGACGGCGCUGUACUGGUUCUCGAGGUACGCCCUCGGCCUGGGCGCGGGAGCCGAACGAGCGGGCGCGGAGGCUGCCGAGCUCUACGCCGGGGAGAUGGAGGAUGACCUGAACGAGCGGGUCGUCACGUUCUUCCGCAAGGAACUGUCGCACAGGGUUCGGCCGGGGUGUAAGGAGGCGAUGGCCAGGCACAAGGCGGACGGCGUGCGAUGCGUGAUGUGCACGAGCUCGUGGCAGCAUCCAGCUCGAGCCGCCGCCGAGCUCUACGGGUUGGAGUCGGCGCACGCAGACGUCAUCUCAUCCGUCAUGGAGGUGGACCAGAGCACGGGGCGACUGACUGGACGGAUUCAGAAGGUGGCGUACGGGGACGGUAAGCAUUUAGUGACGAAGGAGUGGGCGACACGCGCGAACGUCGACCUGGCCAAGUGCUGGUUCUACACGGAUUCCUUCUCGGACGUCGCGCUCAUGGAGGCUGUCGGCUUUCCAGUCGCGGUGAACCCGGAUGCGCGGUUGAGGAAACACGCGCAGGAGAAAGGAUGGCCGGUGGAGGACUGGGGUCUGGCGGAGGAUAAGAGUAAGAAACCGAGGUACGCGUACGCGUGCCUGACGAUGAAGGGGUCCUCCCAAGGGCCGGGGUGAGGGAGACCGCGGUCGAGUAGCUCGUGGCGUUGAAACUUAUGUAACCACUGAGAGUCC